AUGUCUGAAUCUCAUCAGAAGCCAAAGCCUCGUCCACGCCCUCGGCCUCGUAAUGCAGCUUCACAAGAAACUGACACUCCAGGACCUUCUUCCAAGUCUCCAAUAGAAGUCGAAGACUCGUUAUUUAUUCGCAAUAAAAACAGGAGCGCGAAUAGCUGGAGCAAGAUAAACAACGCUGUAGACAAGCGAGAAGCUCGACAGCGUUCGGUCGACCCUGAUUCGAGCGAUUCGGACUCCCCGCGUGCGAAGAAGGCCAGACGCCAACCAUUCGAGCCUAGACCUAAGGAGAUGCCAGCCUGGGCGAAGUCAGAAGGUCUGAUAGAAAUCCAGGACUCUGACUCGGAAGGGGAAAGCAACGCUUCAAUACUUGACAUAGAUUCACACAUUACGAAGAGUUCUCCAGAUGCCUUGCCUACACGUAUUCAACGGCGGCAGCGCAGUCGGUCAAGGUCGGAAUCACCUGAGCCGGAAGUCUAUAUCGCAGAACAGAUGGGGCGAGAACGAGCUCGUAUGAUCCUAGCUAGCAGGAAAAUAGGGAGCAGAUCCCCUAUAAUUGUUUCUGACAAGGAGGACGACGAACUGGACAACAUGAAGGAACUUCCAGCUGAACUUGCAGCGAUUAAAGCGGAAGCGCGAAGAAAAUUGGACAGGGUCAUUUCUGCAGAGAAUAGAUCCGCGUCAACGGCUACAGUCGAGCUCAGAAUUACGCUGAGGCCGCAUCCUGAGGACGCAUCAGCCAAAUCAUUAAACUUCUCCCAUACCAUGAAUCGGAACGAAAAGUUCGAACAGCUAUUCCACGAAGUCGCCGAUGCUGGUGAUAUUCCGGUCAACAGACUCGUUGUCCUAUUUAACAACCAUAGGGUGUAUCCAUUUUCCACCCCGCAGACUUUUUCAAUCUGGUCAGAAGCAGACCUAGUGGCUUAUGAAGAACACGUAUAUCAAUACGUUAAGUCGCAAUUACAAUCCCCGCCACCCGUCAAGGAUGCCAGUGUUGCGCCAACGGAUAACCGCCCUGGCACAACGAGUGUACAUGAGUAUAACGGGGAGAGGGAUGUGGCCCAGGACAAAGCCGAUACAUUCAAGCUACACGUCCGCUCGGGAGAAACGACAAUCACCGUUGCUGUUCGCAAUACGACGAAAUGCAGUGCAAUCGUAUCGAACGUACUUAAGAAACUCGGAAAGCCCGCGUCAGCUGAGAAGAAAGCACGCAUAGAGGUCGAUGGUGAGAAACUGGGUCCUAACAGUGAGAUUGGCGAAGUGGAGUUGGAGGAUGGAGACUUGGUUGAUAUUGUUGGUGUAUGA
Messenger RNA from Fomitiporia mediterranea MF3/22, 1302 nucleotides. RefSeq lists its product as uncharacterized. The coding region runs from base 1 to 1302 and encodes 433 amino acids. The record is from RefSeq and is a predicted model, not a curated record. The transcript has 6 exons. NCBI's taxonomy places the organism in Eukaryota, Fungi, Basidiomycota, Agaricomycetes, Hymenochaetales, Hymenochaetaceae.